Molecule: messenger RNA, 612 nt
Organism: Rotaria sp. Silwood1
Lineage: Eukaryota; Metazoa; Rotifera; Eurotatoria; Philodinida; Philodinidae
Source: the annotation of a GenBank genome assembly
AUGACACGAGAAAAAAGAGAAAAACUUGCUCAACGAAUUUGCAAUUUUUAUGUCGAUUCAUCAAAUAAAUCUUGCAAAACAACAGUUAAUUAUUUUAUAAAACAGGGUGUUCCAAGAAGAACUAUUUAUAACAUCUUACAAAGGUAUUUAAAACAUGGACGAACAAAAUUUUUGCCCAAAACUGGUCGUCCAUUAAAACUUUCAAAUAAAGAAAUAAAACAGCUUGUUAAAUCUGCUAACAAUCGUUGUGGCAUUAGCCAACGUAAAUUAGCCAAACGUUAUGAUGUUAAUCAAUCAACUAUUAGCCGUAAUUUACGUCGUCGAACAUCAUUGGUUAUUAGAAGACGUAGAAAGGCUCCAAGAAUGGAUAAUAAAGCUCACGAAAAAAGAGCGAGAAAAAAUUGUGGCAAGUUAUACAAAACGACUGGCCGUCAUUGUGAUAUCAUUGUAGAUGAUGAAAAAUAUUUUACACUGAUUAAUGCUAAUGUUGGAGAGAAUCAAUCUUAUUAUUCAACUGAUCCAAAAGCAGCACCUGAUAAUAUUAAAUUCAAAACAAAGAAAAAAUUUGAACCGAAACUCAUGAUCUGGAUGACUAGAGGGGUGUGGGUGUGA